Taeniopygia guttata (zebra finch) is the source of this 909-nucleotide messenger RNA. Lineage: Eukaryota; Metazoa; Chordata; Aves; Passeriformes; Estrildidae. The record is from RefSeq and is a predicted model, not a curated record.
AGCACCAGCUGCUGCUGAGUCAGUCCCGGAACAUCUCCAUCCAGCAGAUACGAGGCCACAUUUUUUGGCUCCCUCGCAAGGUUGUGGGGAGGACAAAUUCAUCCAAAUUCAUGGCAGCCCUUUGAUUAUCUCCAGGCUAAACCAUGACGAGGCAGAACAAGCGUGGUGAUCGCCAGUAAUGAGGCAAAAUGCAAAUUCCAGGAGACACCUAUGGCUAAAAAAUAUGGGUUUGGAUGGAUAAACAGGGAAGCUGGAAUGGUCAAUGGCUGUCUCACUUCCAGGAGGAAGGAUGGCCGGGAGUAUAAAAGGGCUCCGGGCCCAGCUCGCUUCAUUCGCCCGUCUUCUCCUCCCUUCAGCUCUCCUCACUCUUCAGCAGGCUCCCACCACCCCCAAGAUGCCCAACGGAUGCUGCGGAUCCAGCGGUGGGAAUAACUACACCGUGUGCUGCUACAGCAGCCCCCGCUGCUGCAAGACCCCCAUGUGCUGCAGCCCCAUGCAGUGCUGCAGCCCCUGCUGCAUGCCCAUGCAGUCCUGCUGCAUGUCCAUGCCCUGCUGCUACACCAUCCGCAGCAACAACAACAGCAGCUGCUGCGGCGGCUGCUGCGGCAGCAACUGAGCUCGCCUGGCGGUCCCUGCCUCGGACACGGACGUGGACGUGGAUGUGGACGUGGAUCCCAGCCCAAACGCUCUUCCCGCUGUGCUUGGACGCUGAGAACUUCUCUUUUUGCUGCCUUUAGUGCCCAGGUGCUUGGCUGCGCCCCGGAGCCGCUGCCCAGCGAGUUUCUGGCGCUGCUUUUCCUUCCCCUCUUGGUGAUGGGAUGCUCAGUGCUGUCUCCUUGUCCCUUCUCUUUCUUUAAUCCCCAAUUAGCCAUGAAAGCCAAUAAAAUUUGUAACUUCUGAUCCUGCAAA